AUGCCCUUCAAAAAGAACUUCCAGUGGAACCAGUUCAUUGCUCGUUUGAUCCGGCAGGGGAAACAGCUUGUGAAUUGGUGUGACAACCUCCCACUAGCACAUGUUUUUUUGGGGGAAUACUUGCAGAAAAAGAUGGACACCUGGGAGAUGCUGUGGACUUCCUGCACUGGAGCCGAUAAUCAACCUAAGCUUUUCAUACAGUCAAGGCCUUCUGGAAGCGACAUUAUUGUUGUUGCUGUUAAUGAGGAGGCCAUAUUGUCAUCUGGUGAUGCAGAGGAUUGUGAGGAUGGAAAGAAGGUGGCCAAGCGUUGUAGGGUGGGGUCUGAAUGUGACUGCUUUGCUGGGUCUGCAAACGGUGAAUCUUUUGCUCCCCAGGAAGAUCGCCAAGUCUCUUCUACUAGUGUCUCGACUCUAGUGGCAGAAGAACCAUUGCCUAGCAAUGCUGGACUUGUGGGGUUCCCUCCCAUCUCCAUCCACAAUCCCAAUAUCUUUGCAUCUCUCCCUGGCCCCUCAAACAGCCAGCCUGCCAGUACUUUUCAUGGCAUGCCAUAUGGACUUGUUUCAACCCCAGCAAUUCCAUUUUUCAGCUACCCAUUCAUCCCUCACCAACACCAUUUCCCACCUAUGAUGGGUAUGGAGGUACCAGGUAUGUCUCCCAGUGUCCUGACAGCUGAUCCACAACAAUUGCAAACUUUCUUCAACUUUAAUCAUAUGAACACAUAA
Cantharellus anzutake is the source of this 723-nucleotide messenger RNA. RefSeq lists its product as uncharacterized. The coding region runs from base 1 to 723 and encodes 240 amino acids. Lineage: Eukaryota; Fungi; Basidiomycota; Agaricomycetes; Cantharellales; Hydnaceae. The record is from RefSeq and is a predicted model, not a curated record. The transcript has 2 exons.